Messenger RNA from Dromaius novaehollandiae (emu), 2510 nucleotides. RefSeq names its product major facilitator superfamily domain containing 10 (gene SLC75A1). Gene Ontology annotation, molecular function: transmembrane transporter activity. Gene Ontology annotation, biological process: transmembrane transport. The coding region runs from base 392 to 1777 and encodes 461 amino acids. The record is from RefSeq and is a predicted model, not a curated record. Gene Ontology annotation, cellular component: brush border membrane. The transcript has 13 exons. Lineage: Eukaryota; Metazoa; Chordata; Aves; Casuariiformes; Dromaiidae.
CGGGCGGCCUCCUCCUCGGUGCGGAGAGCGAGGGCGGGCGCGGCUCCCUCCCCUGCCGGAAGAGGAAGGCCGCCGGAGAGCCAGGGAGGAGCCGGCGCCCGCCCGCAGCAUCCUCAGGGACGGCUCUUGCCGGGCGCUCCCCGCGGGCCCGGUCGCCCUGAGGUGGCGGCGGGGGGGAGGGGGCGGUGUCCGGGGCCGCGGCUCCCUGGGAGGCUCCGCCGAGUCCGCGCCCUUGCCAGCCCGCGGCGCCUCUUUCCCCUGGGCUCCGGCUGCUCUGGGAAAUCGCCUUUUUCUUUUUAGUUGAAACUCCUGCUGUUGGCCUGAAUCAGGAUUUUGUUAAGGAGUCAGAGAAGCCUUCCCAAGGCUUAGCAGAAACAGAACAGCUUGGAAAAUGGCCCUAAGAGAAGGAGAAAACAGCAGCAGCUCUAUCAAUGGCAAGCAAGAACAGAGCAGCAAUCGUGUUAUUACAAUUGUCUUCCUGGCACUCCUCAUUGACUUGUUGGGAUUCGCUCUCAUCUUGCCACUGUUUCCUUCCAUCCUUGAUUAUUAUAGCAAGACUGAGGAUGGAUUCUAUUUGUCAUUGCAACAUGGUGUGGAUUGGUUUGCAGCGAUGGUUGGGAUGCCUCCAGAGCGGAAAUACAACAGUGUCUUGUUCGGAGGUCUGAUUGGCUCAGUCUUUUCCAUCCUGCAGUUUUUCUCCUCUCCACUCACUGGUGCUAUGUCAGACUGCUUGGGGAGAAGGCCUGUCAUAUUGAUGACAGUGAUGGGUUUAAUAGCAUCGUAUGCACUGUGGGCUGCCUCUAGGACUUUCGGCAUUUUUCUUCUCUCCAGGAUCAUAGGUGGAAUAAGCAAAGGGAAUGUCAGCCUUUCCACAGCUAUAAUUGCUGACCUGCACUCUCCAAAGGCACGGAGCAAGGGCAUGGCAAUGAUUGGUGUUGCUUUCUCCCUUGGUUUUACCCUGGGUCCCAUGAUUGGAGCUUACCUUGCCAUGGAGGCAGAGAAAGGUGAAGUCUUCUUCCUUCGUUCAGCGUUGUUAGCACUCAUGUUUGCUGUGGCUGAUUUAAUUUUCAUCUUCUUCCUGCUUCCGGAGACACUCCCCAAAGAAAAACGGGUCUCCUCUGUGACGUCCGGAUUUCAGGCUACAGUUGACUUGCUUAGUCCUUUGGCUUUAUUUCAGUUCUCUGCAGUUACCCGAGGAAAGGAUUCCCCUUCAGAAAAGAACCUUUGGAAUCUCAAAAUCCUGGGCCUGGCUUAUUUCCUGUACCUCUUCCUGUUUUCUGGUCUGGAGUAUACAUUGAGUUUUCUAACUCACCAGAGAUUCCAGUUCAGCAGUAUGCAGCAGGGCAAGAUGUUUUUCUUUAUUGGAAUAACAAUGGCUGUGAUCCAGGGAGGCUAUGCUCGCCGAAUCAAGCCAGGAAAUGAAAUCAGAGCUGUAAAAAGGGCCAUAAUGUUGCUGAUUCCAGCUUUCUUGUUAAUUGGAUGGGCUGCAAAUGUGACCAUGCUGAGUGCUGGACUGUUGCUGUACUCUUUUGCUGCUGCCAUUGUUAUCCCGUGUUUGUCAGCAGUGGUGUCAGGCUAUGGUGCUGCCAGCCAGAAAGGAAGAGUCAUGGGUAUUCUGAGGAGCCUGGGGGCCCUUGCCAGGGCCCUGGGACCCAUCCUGUCAGCAACAGUUUAUUGGCUGGCAGGGGCAGAGAUUUGCUUCACCAUCUGUGGCGCUUUCUUCCUGAUCCCCUUCAUUUUACUUUGUUCUGUAAAACAGCAGCCAAAGGAAGAGUAAAGGGAUGGGAAGCAAUUAUGGAAUGGUUCCCGGUUUCCAGUGACCUCUACAAGACUUGCUGCUUGCCCCUCGACUCUGCUAAUCAAGUUGGGACAAGGCUUUCGAUCUUCGGGAAGGCCAUAUUCAAUGGCCACUUGCAGCAUCAACAUGACGUUCAGAUUUCUUACGGCCCUCUGCAAGCAGUUUGGUUUACCGCAGCCUCCCAAUUGGCUUGGCUAGUUUGGGAAACAGGGGAAGGAAAAGAAAAAAAAAAAAAAAAGUGUGGUGCAGUUGAGUAAAGCAUUAAGCUCAUCACAGCAGGCUGGGCAAGCUGCGACUGGCAUUACAGCACCACAGUGCUGCACAGCAUACCCCGGUUACAAUACACUGUCAAACGCAAGGGCUUCAGCUGCUGCUUAAAACCAAACUGCGGCGUACACAGUACUUGUCAUUAGCAAGAGCCAGACCAAAAGCACUGCCCAAAGCCUCUGUGCAGAGGGCUGUUUUGUCUGUUUUAACUAGCAGAGAACAAAUACACCAGAACUCUCUACUAGUGAAGGGAAAUUUCUGUACAAUGGUCAUGAGAUUUGCACAAAGGGUAAGUGGAGUAGGUAAAAGCUUUAAUCAACUGCCUUAAAACAUGACAAUCAAAAACAAAAGAAACAUACUACAGGCUUCCUGAGCCUGACUGACAGUCACAGGUGGACUGUUUUUAAUAUACAAAUAAACUUUGAGAGAUGUUUUACAUUCCUAA